AUGUCUAGUUCGGAGAGUGACGAUAUGUCCGAUGUGGAGGAGGCAGCAAGAGCUGCAGCUAACGGGGACGGAGAUUCGUCCGACCAGCAGGGGAAUGGUUCCGGUACCGGCGGUAGCGAUGACGAUGCCGAGAAGAACGAACCGACUGAGAAUGGUACCGAAAACAAACAAACGUGGGAAGAUUUGGGACUCAUUGACAUACUUUGCCAAGCGUGCCGUGGUCUCAAGUGGAAAGCACCGUCCAAAAUUCAGCGCGAAGCAAUCCCCCUCGCACUGCAAGGCAAGGACAUCAUUGGGCUGGCGGAAACGGGUUCGGGUAAGACGGGCGCAUUCGCGCUACCCAUCCUCCAGUCGCUGCUGGACAAUCCGCAGCGCUAUUUUGCCGUCGUGCUAACACCAACGCGCGAGCUCGCCUAUCAGAUAUCGGAACAGUUUGAAGCGCUCGGUGCGAUGAUCGGUGUCAAGUGCUGCGUCAUCGUCGGCGGUAUGGAUCUGGUAACGCAGGCAAUUCAGCUUGCCCGCAAACCACACAUCAUCAUCGCCACGCCCGGCCGAUUGGUGGAUCAUCUCGAAAACACGAAAGGUUUCAAUCUGAAAGCCAUCAGAUACCUCGUAAUGGAUGAAGCGGAUCGCAUCCUAAACAUGGACUUCGAGGAGGAGGUAAACAAAAUCCUAAAGGUAAUGCCACGCGAACGGCGCACAUUUCUGUUCAGUGCCACCAUGACGAAGAAGGUGAAAAAGCUCGAACGGGCGUCCUUGCGCGAUCCGGUCAAGGUGGAAGUGUCGAGCAAGUACCAAACGGUGGAGAAACUGCUUCAGUACUAUCUUUUCAUACCGGCCCGCUUUAAGAACGUUUAUCUUGUGCACGUGCUAAACGAGCUGGCCGGCAAUAGUUUUAUGAUUUUCUGCAGCACUUGUAACAAUACGGUCCGCACGGCACUGAUGCUCCGUGCGCUUGGACUCGCCGCCGUCCCACUGCAUGGUCAGAUGACACAAAACAAGCGUUUGGCGGCGUUGAACAAGUUCAAAUCACAGGCCCGCCAAAUCCUUAUCUCCACUGACAUUGCCUCCCGCGGGCUCGACAUCCCGCACGUGGACGUUGUGCUUAAUCUGGACAUUCCGAUGCACAGCAAGGACUACAUCCAUCGAGUAGGGCGUACCGCACGUGCCGGUCGUGCCGGUCAAGCGAUCACGUUUGUCACGCAGUACGAUGUAGAGCUGUACCAGCGAAUUGAGCAUUUGCUCGGUAAAAAGCUGCCCGAAUUUAAGUGCGAACAGGACGAAGUGAUGGCACUGCAGGAGCGGGUAAAUGAAGCACUCCGGACGGCACGCGUCGAGCAGCGGGACAUCGAGGAGCGGAAGGCAAGCAAAUCGGGCAAGGAUAAGCGUGGCGGUGGGGAUGAUUCCGAUGCGGAAGAUACGGAACAGUUUAACGGUGUAAGGAAGCGCUUGAAACCGAGCAAUGGGAAGGGUGGUAAGGGAGGAAAGGGAGGUAAAAAGCCACGACGGAAUUGA
Messenger RNA from Anopheles maculipalpis, 1515 nucleotides. RefSeq names its product probable ATP-dependent RNA helicase DDX47 (gene pths). The record is from RefSeq and is a predicted model, not a curated record. NCBI's taxonomy places the organism in Eukaryota, Metazoa, Arthropoda, Insecta, Diptera, Culicidae. Gene Ontology annotation, molecular function: ATP binding; nucleic acid binding; RNA helicase activity. The coding region runs from base 1 to 1515 and encodes 504 amino acids. The transcript is spliced from 2 exons.